AUGUCCACGGCUCCGAAGACGCUUGCGGACUACCAGGCGCCGUACCCCGAGGCCACUCCCAAUCAGAAGCGGUACGUCAUCUUCCUUGAGGAGAAGGACUACGAUUCCGAGCUGGAGGAAUACAAACUGCAGCUUAUCCCGGGACGAGUAAUGAAGGUAGACCCCGUUAAUAGGUGCUUUAUUGCAGGAAGCGUGAAGGAAAAGACCAUUCCUGGUUGGGGGUACAAUUACUACGUUGUGGAGAUGGGCCCGAUGGCAACGACACUCAUGGCAGUGUCGCCAGGCUCCCCGCCGGUAAGGAAAUUUGUCCCCAUGGCAGAAAGGCCGUUUAUCCCUUACAACAGCAAGUUGCCAGUAGUGGUGUACAUGCCGAAGGAAGGGGAGCUCCACUACCGUGUAUGGACGCCCACGAAGCCCAAGGAAGAAAUCGCCGGCGAACGGUAA
Trypanosoma cruzi is the source of this 444-nucleotide messenger RNA. RefSeq names its product ecotin, putative. The record is from RefSeq and is a predicted model, not a curated record. NCBI's taxonomy places the organism in Eukaryota, Euglenozoa, Kinetoplastea, Trypanosomatida, Trypanosomatidae. The transcript has a single exon. Bases 1 to 444 code for a protein of 147 amino acids. Gene Ontology annotation, molecular function: serine-type endopeptidase inhibitor activity.